AAAUAGCGCGGCGCUCAAGCGCUGUCUUGUACACAUAGACAGCGUGGUGCUGAGCUGCGCCAACAGCUAGCCAAUACAGUACACCUGAUUUACCGGCGCAGCACGAACCUGCCUAUCCGCAGCACCUGCCUCCAAGCGCUUAUCAUGGAAGCUAGGGACGACGACGACAUGGCUGGAGCAGCUGCCACGGCUGGAGGAAUGGACGUCGGCGAGGAAGAAGUGGGCACCUUCCCUACUACUCCAGUCGCCGAGCCCCCGAAGUUGCUGCCACCUUACGCGCACAGGACAUUCCCAAAUCCUUCUAAAUAUGAUGAGACGGCUCGCAAGAGGCUUGCAAAGGUGCACCCACGGCUUGCCGAGUGCUACCGCGGCCUGACCGUGGUUUCCCUCGGCACCGGCACCAAAGUCAAGUCGCUGUUCUCGCUGCGCGACCCCAGCAGCGCCGACAACGCCACAGAGGUCAAGUUGGGAUACGGCAAGGCCUGCAAGUGGCUAGAGGAAUUCCAUGCGCGCCUGCUGCUGUUGGCCAGCAGCGCCGGCAGCGGGGCGGGCGCCAGCGGCGGCGGCGAUGCUGCUGGCAGAACUGCCUCCGCACGUGCCAAGCCCCAGUUGCCGGCGCCCAAGCGGCAAAAUCCAUCAGAUCAGCCGACGGCGGCACUUGUGCAGCCGGAUCCGGACCACUCACCAGCGCCGCCAGACAAGAAGCGCCAGCGGAAACUGUCGGCAGCGGCACGGGUGCGGGCGCCGUCGUCGGUGCCGGGGCGCAGCAGCGGCGGCGCGGGCCCAUCCGUCGCUGCCGCCCGCCACUCGCCUGCCACCUGUGCGGGCGGUGAGGGGGCGCAGCCGGUGGAGCAGCGGGUACCUCUGGUGGGGUCGCUGGGGGAUGACUGGUUGCCGCCGCCACAUCCGCAGCAGUCGCCGCCGCCGUCACCACAGCGGUCGCCACUGCACCGCAAGGCCUCGGCCUCGCCACCACCAUCACCGCAUCACCGGCCGCCGCAGGCACAGGCGAAGCCGCAGCGGCAUCAACAGCCGCGGGCGCCGCCGCCACUGCAGCAGCCGCACCAGGAUGUGCCACAGCAGCGGACGCGGCAGCAGGGCACACCACAAAGGCCGGCAGCCGGCGGCGCCGCCGGCGGUGUUGCGAAGCAACCGCCGUCGUCAUCGUCGCCGGCGUUCCGAAAGCAGCAGCACACGCAGCAGCCAUCCACCACGACCACCGCUGAGCCGCCUGCCGCUGCCGGCGCCUGCCGCCUGCCGCCGGCGCCUGCCUUGCCGCCUGCCGCUGCCGGCGCCGCGCCCGCUGGGUCGUCGCCAGCGCCGGCGCCUCUGGGUCCCAUGCAUGGCACCACGCCGCCGACAAAGGCGACAGCAGGGAGCAGCAGUGGGAAGGGGCGGCCGGGGGAGGUUUCCAAGAGCGGCGGCAGCGGCGGCGGCCGCGCACCGCUGGCGGUCGCAGCGCCAGAGGUCUUGGACUUUGCAUUCGUGGGCGCACCUACUGCCAUGCCCCGCCUCCUGCCAAGCUUGAGCAACAGGCCCAGCCUCAGCAACACAUCCAACUCAGCGGCGCGUGAGGCCACCACCAACCCCGGCGCCAGCGGCCCUGCACAACAGCCGUCCACAGCAGCGGCGGCCGCUGCUGCUGCGGCGGCGGCGGCUGCCGCUGCGGUGGCCCCGGCGGUGGGUGAGGCAAAUGCGGUCACCAGCAGGGCCAGGAGUGAUGGCGGCGGCGGCGGCAUCAGCGGCUUCAGUGGUCCCGCAGCAGAGGGUGCUGCUGGAGCCAAUGGAAGGAGGGUCAGCAGCAACGGGGGCAGCGGCGGUGGCAGUGCUUCUGGGGACCACCAGCACCACCACCAGCAUCGCCAGCAGCACCACCAUCACCACCACCAGCAGCACGCGCCACCGCCGUCUCCGCCCCGUGGUUCUACCGGCGGUGCCACGCCACCUCAACAGCAGCCACAGCAUCGGCAUCAGCAUCAGCUGCAACCCCAGGCUCAGGAAGUGUCGCCGCUGCAUCCCGCCUUCUCCGUCCUGGGUGCACCAACCUCACCGCGUUGGUGCCCGCCGCCCUCGCCCGGGACGGGGCCCCCCUCAUCGCCUCUGCGCUGGACCCCGCCACCCUCACCACGCGCCGAGCUGCCGCCGUCUCCGCGCGCCGAGCCGCCGCCCUCACCGCGCGCCGAGCCGCUGCCCUCGUCACGGAGCGCCGAGCCGCCGCCGCCAUCACCAUUGCGGCAUGGCGGCGGCGGCGCGCCCACAGGAGGCGAGCUGCGCCGGUCGCUAUCCAACCCAUGCCUACACGGCGGCAGUAGCAGCGCGCCGCCGGCGGCAGCGGCUGUAGCUGGCAGUAGCGGCAGUGGUGAUGCUAAUGGCGGCGGCGUGGUGGUGGUGCUGGACGAGUCACUGGCCAACACACGAGACCUGCGGCGGCUGCAGCAGCUGGUGACCUCACUGCAGUGCGCCAGCAACGACCGUGCCGCCGCCGCGGCUUCCGCUACACCCACACCCUCACCGCCGCCGCGGGCCCGCAUCAUAGCCAGCUACUCGCUGCUUCAGAAGCUGCGUGCCGCCUUUCCGCAGCAGCACGGCGGCAGUAAGGAUGACUUACCAGUCAUUGCCAGCGCCCCGCUCCUUGCGCUCAAUGACGUGCUUGCGCCUGCUGCGUCCAUGUCUGCUGCGCCGGCAGCUGCCGCUGCUGCUGCUGCUUCUGCGGACUGCCGCUUCACAUCUGCCAAGGCUGCGUACGCCCGGUUCUACGACGACCUGCAACGGCGCGGCUGCACGUCAGGCCCUGCAGCGCUUGGCCCAUCGGUGGUGCCGCUCGCCUCCAGCCUCUACCUGGCGCGACUGGAGGCGGACGCGGCAUCACCGGUGCAGGCGCAUGUGGGGAGCACGGGCCCUGCUGGUGCCCGAUCCUCAUGGCAGCUGCCGGCAACAGCCCUAAUCGUGGUGGUUGAUGAGCUGGAUGGAUUUGCGGGUGCGGCGGCAGGCUCCAGGAACGGCAGCGCGGGUUGUGGCGCUCUGGUGCCAGUGGAGAGCCUGCCUGCGCACCCAGUGACCGGGGAGGCGCCGGGCCCCACCACCAAGCGCUGGACGACGGUGGUGACGCUGGCGCAGGCGGUGCGGGCGGCGGGCCCGGCCGUGGCGCGGCACGGCGGGCAGCGGGUGGUGGCGGCUCUGCGGGGGCUGGCGGCGCAGGCGGCUGUGCGGCAGUGCCUGCGUGUGGUGGCGGCGCCGGGCGCGGCGAUGCGGAAUGAGCUGCGGCUGUGGUGCGAGGUGCUGGGCGCCGACGAGUAGAUUGCAUUCCGUGUGAUUUGGUGUUUGACCUAGUUUGGCUGCUUGGGCGGGCAUGGUGCUCUUGCGCGCUGCCGUACGGCAAGUUACGCUGCCGUACGACACGAGAGGUCGUCGGACGUGUAAGGGGAAGUACUUUGUUGUGUGUUGUGUGUUGUGUGGUUGAUAGGUCCUGGGUACGCAGCCUGCGACGAACCACGGAAACUGAGGCGCUGAUGAAGUGCAGGGUGUGGGCGUGCUAUCCUGCUAAAGUGAGCCGCAGUGCGCUCCUUUCCCAUACCCUUUCAGUGUGCCGCGUUCGAACUUCGAAGAAAGUGGCCGUGGCCAGGGGUCAGGAAUAAUUUGUGCGGAACUACGAGGUGCCGGCUACGUGCCUGACGGCGCUGGUGGAGCUAAAGUCCGGCUGAGUGGCUGACCCGCCGACGACUUACUUGGGACAUGUUUGCGUUGAGGGUAGGUACAGUGAC
This is a messenger RNA of Chlamydomonas reinhardtii, 3761 nucleotides long. RefSeq lists its product as uncharacterized. Lineage: Eukaryota; Viridiplantae; Chlorophyta; Chlorophyceae; Chlamydomonadales; Chlamydomonadaceae. The transcript has 3 exons. Bases 145 to 3297 code for a protein of 1050 amino acids. The record is from RefSeq and is a predicted model, not a curated record.